Messenger RNA from Morus notabilis, 1764 nucleotides. RefSeq names its product probable serine/threonine-protein kinase PBL7. NCBI's taxonomy places the organism in Eukaryota, Viridiplantae, Streptophyta, Magnoliopsida, Rosales, Moraceae. The transcript has 6 exons. The coding region runs from base 200 to 1462 and encodes 420 amino acids. The record is from RefSeq and is a predicted model, not a curated record. Gene Ontology annotation, biological process: protein phosphorylation. Gene Ontology annotation, molecular function: protein kinase activity; ATP binding.
AAGACAACACAAUUAAGUGAGAAGACAGAGGGAGAGUCCACAGAUUUCAAAGCUUCAAACUUCACCCUUCCUCUCUCCUCUCCACUGAACAACUUUCAGCAUUGCAUUGUAGUGUUAGGGUCAAGUUCAGAUUUUUCUUUUUGUUUUUUUAAGGUUAUUAUUUUUAUGAUUAAAAGUAGAAAGUGGAAAGGAAAGGAAAAUGGAGGAAGCAGAGGAGGAGUACAGAAGGAGAGAGCGGGUGGCAUUGGUGGCGAUUGUAGUGGUGGCAUCGGUGGCAGUGGCGUCGUUGAUGGUGGCAUUGAGCUACUACUGCUAUAUCCGCAACAAAGUCUCCAGGCUUGCUAAGAACCGCGCAAGUGAGCCUCGUUUAAUCCUUAACCCUCUCUUUGGUUGCAAAGGAAAUUUCUCCCAAAGAGUUGAUCUCGAGAGCAAAAUUGAGUGUCCAAAUCCACAAGUUACUGCUACUUGUGAGAAAGGACUCCAAGUGUUCACCUUUAAGCAGCUACAUUCUGCAACUAGUGGUUUCAGCAAGUCAAAUGUCGUUGGCCAUGGUGGGUUUGGGUCGGUAUUCCGAGGAGUUCUCGGUGAUAGCCGUAAAGUGGCAAUUAAGUUGAUGGAUCAGGCUGGGAAGCAGGGGGAACAGGAAUUCAAAGUGGAGGUGGAAUUGCUAAGCAGGUUGCGUUCUCCAUAUUUGCUGGCUCUGCUUGGUUAUUGCUCAGACAGUAAUCACAAAGUGCUUGUGUACGAGUUCAUGGCAAAUGGUGGUCUACAGGAACAUUUGUACCCUGUUAGUGGUUCUAAUGCUUUCUCCAUAAGUUUGGACUGGGAAACACGGUUGAGAAUAGCCCUCGAAGCUGCAAAGGGUCUGGAAUAUCUCCAUGAACAUGUUAAUCCCCCCGUGAUUCACAGAGAUUUCAAGAGCAGCAACAUUCUUCUGGAUAGAAAUUUUCAUGCCAAAGUUUCUGAUUUUGGUUUGGCCAAGCUUGGAUCUGAUAAAGCUGGAGGCCAUGUUUCUACUCGUGUGUUGGGCACACAGGGAUACGUUGCCCCAGAGUAUGCAUUAACAGGGCAUCUUACAACCAAGUCAGACGUGUACAGUUAUGGGGUUGUCCUUUUGGAGUUGCUAACAGGCAGAGUUCCGGUCGACAUGAAAAGACCUCCAGGAGAAGGUGUUCUUGUUUCUUGGGCUUUGCCUCAGCUGACAGAUAGGGACCAGGUUGUACAGAUCAUGGAUCCUGCGCUAGAGGGUCAGUACUCGAUGAAGGAGGUCAUUCAGGUGGCGGCAAUCGCUGCAAUGUGUGUACAACCAGAGGCGGAUUACAGGCCACUGAUGGCGGAUGUCGUGCAGUCUCUGGUGCCCUUGGUGAAGACUCACAGGUCAAAUUCGAAGGUAGGAAACUAUUCCAGUUUCAAUGCUACAAAGUCUCCCACUACUCAGGAUCUUGGUAAAUCAAGUAUAUGAAACUAAUAGAAGACCGGGAAGAUCAUCGAUGUGCUUCCUUAGCUAACUUUGACUUUUGUGCAGUUUUUAAGACCUACUCUCUAGGCAUCAGUUCCGAGCUAAGAAAACUAAAUUAUUGUAGCUCCUAUUUCUGAUGUGGUCCCAAAACACCAAAAAUUUUGGCGGCAAGAGAAUGUGAAAUCAACCUUCUUUCUAAAACUGUGUAAUUCUUUAUUUACGUAGAUUAUUUGCAUGAUCUGACCUGCACUAAACUUUAUAUGAUAUGGUCUAUUUCUUUUUUGAGUCUUUACGGUGAAGCAUGC